AUACUUUCCGCUUUUCCAAUUUUUCCCUCAAUUUGUUUGGGAGAAUCAUCUGUUACUAUUCCAGUUUUGAGCUCAAUCGAUCCGUCUCCACCAUGGAUUCAGGCGAUGUCAACGCGCCACACUCAAUGGGUACGACCAUAAUCGGCGUCACCUACGACGGCGGUGUUGUUCUCGGUGCAGACUCUCGCACCAGCACCGGAAUGUAUGUGGCGAAUAGGGCAUCCGAUAAGAUCACGCAGUUGACAGAUAAUGUCUAUGUCUGCCGCUCUGGCUCAGCAGCAGAUUCACAAAUUGUUUCAGAUUAUGUACGUUACUUUCUCCACCAACACACGAUACAACUUGGGCAGCCUUCCACUGUAAAAGUUGCUGCAAACCUUGUCAGAUUAUUAUCUUACAACAACAAGAAUAUGCUGCAAACUGGCUUGAUUGUUGGUGGAUGGGAUAAGUAUGAAGGGGGUAAAAUUUAUGGAAUACCUUUGGGAGGAACAGUUUUAGAACUGCCUUUCACUAUUGGAGGAUCUGGCUCGUCCUAUCUGUAUGGUUUCUUUGAUCAAGCAUGGAAGGAAGGGAUGACGCGAGAAGAAGCUGAGCAAUUAGUUGUGAAGGCAGUCUCUCUUGCCAUUGCUCGGGAUGGUGCCAGUGGUGGUGUUGUUCGGACAGUGACUAUCAACAAAGAUGGCGUUACUAGAAAGUUCUAUCCUGGGGACACCCUCCCUCUAUGGCAUGAAGAAAUGGAACCACAGAAUUCACUGUUGGAUACUUUAUCAGCUGCAAGUCCUGAACCAAUGGUCAGUUAAAUGGAAGCCAUUUCAGACAGCUGCAGUUUUCUGGCAGUAUGUGCUCAUCAGCCAAUUGCAUAUGCCGGACUUCAUCUAUCUGUUGCGUCUCGGUGUACUCUCCUAGAAUUAAAUUAAUUUGUUGGUGGUUCAUGAUUUUCCAGCAAAACUGUGUUGUACUGAGAUUUACAUUUGUACCUAACUACUGCUGCUUUGUUACUUUGUUACUGCAUGCUGAAAUUAAGUAUUGCUAUUGGGAGACAUUUUUUCAAGAUUAAAAAAUUUACUUUAUGCUAUUCAA
Sesamum indicum (sesame) is the source of this 1077-nucleotide messenger RNA. RefSeq names its product proteasome subunit beta type-6. Gene Ontology annotation, cellular component: proteasome core complex; cytoplasm. Gene Ontology annotation, molecular function: threonine-type endopeptidase activity. Lineage: Eukaryota; Viridiplantae; Streptophyta; Magnoliopsida; Lamiales; Pedaliaceae. The record is from RefSeq and is a predicted model, not a curated record.